AUGCGCGUGUGCACAGUCUGUCGACGGCUGCCUCUGCCAGCGAAGCAGGAGGAUCCGCCCCUCGAUGAGAGCUUUCUUGCAGGAAUCAAGGAGGAAUUGGCUUCCAUUGAAGAGAGCGAACAAAAUAUACAGGCUCUUUCGCAGGUCUUCCGCUUCUAUGCCGGGAAUGCGAGGCAGCUGGCACAGCUGCUCGUCGACUUCCUCAUGAAGCAGUGCUUUCCAUGGGAGCUUAUCCAUGCAUUCCACCUUCUGGACGACAUCUUGUUGUUGGACAACACCGGAUCCUACAAAGCCGAGCUGUCUGACCGCAUUCAGAUGGCAUCAGUUCAUACUUUCCGGAAAGUCCAGUCCGCUGCAGAAAAACGCGAAGUUGCACGUGUCCUCCAUGCUUGGCGUGAGCUGCGCAUCAUCAGCUCAGAGGUUGCAGAUGGCAUCGCCGCAACACUCCGCACGCUCGGGGGCGAGGCUGCUAGCCGAAUCUUGGAUGAAGCAUCUGCUCCAGACGACGAAGACGAUGAGCCCUAUUCGAUGCCUACUCGGGCAACUGGCCCAGCACCUGCUGCUAAGGGUCAGCCGCAGCCGGAACCGCCGACCAAGCGUGCCAAGGCAGGCCAAAAGGUGGCUGCGCCGACCCCUGCGCAGCCGCCGCGGACAGCAGAGAAGAUCCUGGCCUUGGUAAAGAGGAUAAUCGCCGCACCGGCGGAGAAGCCCUUUGAGCUGCUGGGUCUGGGCACUGGGUGCAAGGCCAGCGAGAUUCGAACGGCGUACAGGAAGAUCGCACUUCAGAUUCACCCCGAUCUGAAGGACUUUGCAAGGAAGCUCUCAUCAAACUUCAGCAGGGAAGAGAGCAGGCAGAAAGCGAGCUUCAGCAACGAGAGCUGCUUCGUUUGCAAGUUUGUCAAGGGAGCAUUCAGCUUUCUGGAGGGAGGGAAAGGGGUUUGCGCCAGGAACCGGAAGCCAAGCCUUCUGGGAAAUGCCCAUACCCAGGAUGCGACCUUCCAAGCUGCAAGCAGUGCCCGAACAGGAGCUGUGGAAAGCCUGGUGAAUCUCCGGGCCGAGAUCGUUGCAUCCCAGAAGCAGAUCCUUCGAAAGCUCGACACGGAGCUGGAGAAAAUGAAGAAGAGCACACCACCAGCUAGGACGUCAUUUCGCGAGGCGCAUGAGUUUGUUCCUGGGCCGCCACAGCCGCUCUCACCUUUGACACCCACCAGAGCUUGGGGCCCUGAAGGGAGGACAGAAACGAUGUCCACGAUGAUGUCAAAGCCGAACCUUCCCGGGGCGCUGGACAGUGAGGACGAUGCCCCAGCCGAUCCACGGACAACGCUCUCCCAAUUAUGGUCUGUUGCCGAGCAACGCAAGAAGCGAAUGCCUUGGAUCAAUAAGCAGAAAGCAGCUGGCACUGGCGCCACUGGCAUUGAAAAGCACAUGACACAAAAAGAGCUGGACGAGGAGCAGGUGCAUGGUACAGGCAGCCAGCCCAUUGCUCUUGAAGAGGAAGACAAGCGUGUAUUCUCACAGCUCAACUCGGAGUACGCGGUAGAGCAGUUGAGGAAAAAUGCUGUCGCGCAGUUCCGGGCCCAAUCCAGGCUUCCCCAGGAAAGCUGUUGGACGAAGAUCGUGAAUAGUCCGUACUUUGAGCGGGUCGGCCUUGCGAUGAUCUACUUGAACGCGAUCUGGAUUGCCGUGGACAUUCAGUACAACAAAGCCCCUACAGUGCUGGAGGCAGAGGCAGGCUUCAUCGCUGCAGAGGUCUUCUUCCUGAUUUAUUUCUCGGCAGAAUUGCUCUUCCGGUACAUGUCCUAUCCCACCACACGGCAGGCCUUCAAGGACCCAUGGUUUUGGUUUGAUUUGCUGCUGGUGGUCAUCAUGGUCGUAGAGACAUGGCUUAUUCCCAUCUUUGACUUGAUCAUCACGGGCCUCGCAGAUGCUGGCAACGGCAUGGGGAGAAGUGCCUCCGCUUUUCGCACCGUGAGAGUGCUCCGUGUUCUUCGCACUGCACGAAUCAUCCGGGUUGCCCGCUACAUGCCCGAGCUCAUGAUCUUAAUCAAGGGGUUGAUGGUUGCAGCUCGUUCCGUCUUCUUCACCUUGGUGCUGCUGCUCCUUGUGACGUAUGUGUUCAGCAUAGCAAUCACGCAGCUGGCAGCAGGCACCGGGACCACAAUGGAGGCAGAACAGUUUCCUAAUGCGCUGGUCACAGUUUUGAACUUGAUCAUCGUGAGCACGAUGCCGGAUCAGAAAGACUACUACGAAAUGGUUCGAGAUGAAGGAGACUGGUUCAUGGCUCUGCUCUUCCUCGUCUUCGUCAUGUUCAGCUCACUCAUCGUCAUGAACAUGUUGGUCGGCGUGUUAGUUGAAGCCGUCCAAACCGUGGCGACGGUGGAGCACGAGCAGAUUCACAUCGACUUCGCCAAACGCGUUUUGUGGGAGAUGCUGGACAGCGGGGGUGCGGAUGAAGAUGGAGACAACCUCAUCUCAGAGCAGGAGUUCUUGAAACUUCUCGAGACGCCAGAGGCUGCGAAAGCCUUGAAUCGGCUUGGCGUGGACAAUGUCGCCGCUGUUGAAUACGGAAGCCUUCUCUUUGAGGAUGGGCAGCCUCUGACUUUUGGCGAGUUCUUGGAGGGCAUGCUCCUGCUACGUGGGUCGAACCAAACCACAGUCAAGGACAUUGUCAAUCUGCGCAAGUACGCCUCGGAUGAGUUCUCCCAUCUUCAUGUGGUGUUGGCCGAGCUUUGCAAGGUCCUCGCAGGUCAGCAAUCUGCACCUCUCCAAGCCACGGCGAAGCUUCUCCAGGAGAAGAUCGAUGCAUACGAGAAGGUCGGGUCGAUUCAUGCCGAUGAAGUGUGA
Molecule: messenger RNA, 2844 nt
Organism: Symbiodinium necroappetens
Lineage: Eukaryota; Dinophyceae; Suessiales; Symbiodiniaceae
Source: the annotation of a GenBank genome assembly